AUGGAGGAAGAUGGCACCAACAACCAGCUCCUACGACCCCUAUCACAACCUGCGUUGAACUCCCGAUUUCCUUCGCUACGACGUUUAAACUCUACCGAGCCCUACAGGCACCGCUCUCUACCUGCUGAGCCCUCACCUGGCUCCGACCGGGCCAGCAGUGAGAUUACCUUCGCUGUCCUUUACGACGACGGCCCAGACUACCAUGUCGGCCGCUAUGAUGAUCAAGGAUCAAUGCGAUCCGCCCAGAACAGAGAUUCCCUGGCUUCCUAUGCCCCAUCCUUCCGGACCCGAGACUCGAGGGUCGUGAGUGACGAACACUACCUUAACCGCGACCAGGACUUUGUAGCAAACCAAAGGCUUCUGGCUGAGGGCUACCUGAAUAACAACGAUUCGCUUUAUGACCAAUCGGUUCCACGAUACCCGACGCAAUCGGAGGAGACCCUGGCUAUGAACACACUUCACAACUCCUAUCCGCGAGACGAAAAGAGACCUCUCUCCCAGCAAAUGACCCCCCCGAUGGACCGAGAACACAGUAAACACUCCCACGAGUCAUGGUGCACGUGCGAUGAAGAUCAUGGCCAUGGCCAUGGCAUGAUGGACCGGAAAGACCCUGCCAAGUUCGAUCUCGAGGCCCAGAAUGGCCCUGCUACUCCCACUCCUUUCUUGCCCAAGGAGAAACCGGGCGGUGGUCCUGGACCCCGUGGCCCUGGUGGUCCGGGAGGUCCGGGAGGUCCUCCAAACGACGACCCCUUCUUGGUCAAAUUCAAUGGACCUGAUGACCAGCUGAACCCGAAGAACUGGCCUUCGAACAAGAAGUGGGCCAUCACAUUACUUACCGCAUCCUUUACAUUCCUCUCACCCCUAGCUUCGUCCAUGGUUGCCCCUGCUCUCGGCCAGAUUUCUCAAAAAUUUCACAUCACCAACCAGAUCGAAUCCCAGAUCGUCCUGUCCAUUUUCGUCUUAGCAUACGCGGUCGGUCCUAUGAUCCUUGGUCCUCUCUCUGAGCUGUACGGGCGUGUCAUUAUCCUUCAAUCCUCCAACGUCGUCUUCCUAGCGUUUAACACCGCCUGUGGCUUUGCUCAAACCAAGGAGCAGCUGAUGGCCUUCAGAUUCCUGUCCGGUCUCGGUGGAUCUGCACCCCUUGCUAUUGGUGGUGGUGUCCUGGGUGACUUGUUCAAACCCGAAGAGCGUGGCAAGGCUAUGGGUAUCUAUGCUAUGGGACCUCUCCUGGGCCCUGCUGUUGGUCCUAUUGUGGGUGCCUGGGUGGCCGAAAAGUCAGACUGGAGGUGGAUGUUCUACGCCACUUCGAUUGUCAACUGCUUCAUUCUCGUCGCCGGCUUCUGGAAACUCAGUGAAACCUACACCCCUUAUAUUCUGCACAAGAAGGCCAAGAUGAUCCGCCAACAGACCGGCGACAAACGGUGGCACGCCGAGGGCGAGGGUGAGGUUGACCAGCCAGUCUGGAAGAAGAUCGUCAAGACAAUGGCUCGAUCAUUCGGCAUGCUCUUCAGCCAACCGAUUGUGCAGGUGCUGGCCUUGUACAUGGCCUUCUCCUACGGUAUCCUCUACCUCGCGCUGUCCACCUUUCCGGACCUGUACGGCAAUAUCUAUCACGAAAGCGUGGGUAUUGCUGGCCUGAACUACAUCUCCCUAGGCUUGGGUUUCUUCAUCGGGGCACCGCUCUGUGGCAAGUCUGGUGACAAAAUCUACCGCAAGCUCAAGGCAAGAGAUCCGCGGGGACAGGGCAAACCGGAAUAUCGCAUGCCGGUUGUCAUUCCCUUCUCCUUCUUUGUGCCUGUUGGUCUCUUGGUCUACGGAUGGUCCGCGCAGGCCAAGACGCACUGGAUCGUGCCCAACAUCGGCUCGUUCCUCUUCGGUAUCGGUACCAUUGCCGCCUUCCAAUGUGUCACUACCUAUCUCGUCGACACCUACGCAAGGUUUGCCGCCUCCGCUGUGGCUGCUGUCACGAUUCUACGAUCGCUUGCCGGUUUCGGCUUCCCUCUGUUUGCGCCUGCGAUGUACAGAGCUCUACAUUUUGGUUGGGGUAACACAGUGCUUGCCCUGGCCGCCAUCGGUAUUGGCAUUCCCGUUCCGAUCAUCCUGUGGCUCUUCGGUGAGAAGCUGAGGAAGAGAAGCAGCCUCGCCAUGAAAGGACCUCCCCCGGGUAAAGGCGGCCCUGGCGGUCCCGGAGGGAAGGGUCCGGGUGGUCCGGGUGGUCCAGGUGGUCCUGGCGGUCCCGGGGGUCCUGGCGCCAAAGGCCCUGGAGGACCAGGUGGUCCAGGUGGACCGGGCGUCAAGGGUCCAGGUGGUCCAGGUGGCCCUGGGGGACCUGGGAAGCCUCCAGGGUACACGCAAUGA
Messenger RNA from Fonsecaea erecta, 2358 nucleotides. RefSeq lists its product as hypothetical. Gene Ontology annotation, biological process: transmembrane transport. The transcript is spliced from 2 exons. Gene Ontology annotation, molecular function: transmembrane transporter activity. Lineage: Eukaryota; Fungi; Ascomycota; Eurotiomycetes; Chaetothyriales; Herpotrichiellaceae. The record is from RefSeq and is a predicted model, not a curated record. Bases 1 to 2358 code for a protein of 785 amino acids.